AAGAGAAGCCUGUCAGAGCCUGAAGAUCUGUCUAAGUUUGAUUUCCUAACUUUUGCUGAGAUUAAAUUUCAAAAUGGAGAAGCCUGCAAGUUUGCAAGUGCGCCUCUGUCAGCACCUUUACUGAGCUGUGACAAUGACGAUGAUCGAAUGGUAAGAUUUCUUGCUUUCAGUAUCAUGUCAGUGAUAAAUAUAAUUUAAUAAUCAACCACACAACCUGUAAAAUAUCAAAGGAAGCACGCCUUCACCAAGCAAACAUAGUUCGUUUUGGAACCGGAAUCAGCGGCAGUUUUUGUGACCUAUGGGUUGAUCUUUGCAGGCUUAAAGACGGAAACGGUUCCUAUCUUAUGUUUUGUUAAAAUCUUAUCUAUUACUCCUUCCUGGGGAUCCAGGGGUAGUCGGUCGGGUCGGAACAAAACGUUUUCAAGCACGAGCGGACGUGAAUUAGGGCUCUUCCUCCCGUGCUUUCACGCGCAGUCAGUUGUCUCGACCCUACUCGUAUACUGCCGUUGGGUCUCCGAGGAUUAUUUUUUCCAGAAUCUUUACUUUAUUUUCAUUUCGUCUCAUUUUAGGCUUCAUGUGCUAUUUCCGUCGCUAUAUUGAGAUUCAUGCGGGAUAUACCAGAACCAAAAGUCAUCGAAGAAGCAAAUCAGGUCACAUUUCACGCAUGAUUUGGUGUCAGAUUUCAGUAGCCUAGCACCAUUUUAAAAACUCUUACUUCAUUGGACACCUCUUUAGCAGCUCUUAGAGCUGCUAGGCGCCUCAUUUAUUUUAAGAAAAAGCUUUCCACAAGUUAUUUGAAAGCUUCAGUACGCUAAACUCUUUGGUUAGAAGCAAUUAGAAUAAUCUUAGUGAAAUGAUCUUGUGCUAUAAAGAACUCAGACAAGCUAUGGAAACAUAACACAAUAAUGGCGGUCUGAUUAGCUUACUGACGCAGACUGGGAUGUCAAUCCAAAAAACCUGAAAAACUGGAGUAGGCGCCCAAAAACCGUUUACAUUACAUUGCAACAAUACAAAGUUGGCGACCAAACGGUUUUGGAGAUCAGAGCCUGAAGUUGGACGUAAAUAAGUAGGAUGAUAUGGCAAAAACAGAGUUGAGAUCCAUUGGGUGUUUCCUUAAUUUCAUUUUCUGAGGUGCAGGUUGCAUAUAAUCGCGAUAAGAUUUAAAUGUGAGUAAUAAAACAGCAUCUAAUUUAUCCUUCAAUAGAAUUCAGGAGAAAGUGAGAUGAAAAUAUCGAACAUGAAGGCAUAUUCUUCCGGUUCCACUUUCAAGAGGAAGAUUAUCUCUGAAAAGGUAGUAUAAAAAUAAAAACAAAAGUAUUAAAGUAAAGUAAAAACCCUAGCCUGUGUACAAACUAUUGUAGGUCAAUAGACCACACCUUAUUCCAAAAUGACUACAAUGCGUUCUUUUAUGUUUAUGUUAGUUAGACCCGUUGCCUCGGAUUGCACCUUAGAAUUCAAAAGAAAGUUUAUCUUCAAACAAUGCGCCUUAAGCCAAUUACGUUAAGACAAAAGAACAGCAAAAUUUGCGGAAGCUUUAGAAUAAGGUGUAUCAUCAUCAUCAAGUCUCAUCGCAUAAGGCCUCCACACUGUCUGACCAACACUUUCUGUCUUGUGCGACUACUUUGGCUACUUCCCAGCUCUUCCACCCACCUUUGUUUCGUUCUUUCUCGACUGUCCUUCUUUAAGUAGUUUUUGGUCUUCCGUUCAUCGCUCUUGGUGAUCUUCCAAGUUUCCCCAGCCAUAGAGUAGGACCGGAAUCCCGACAUCAAGCACCCCUGUUUAAUAAACCAGUCAGAUGUCACAUUCCCGUCCACAACUGCGCACCCAAAGCCCGCGUAUAUGCCCGCUAUCACUCUCACCAUCUUGUCUGCUAUCCCAUAACUUCUCACGAUAUAGAUAGGCUUUCUCUGUGUACAGAGUCAAAAACUUUUUCAAAGUCUACAAAGUGUGCAUACAGACCCGCCCUCCACUCAUUUGCCUGUUCUAAGAUGCUUCUAAUAAGUAUAAAUAUAUGUUCAGUUGUACUUCUCUUGGGUCGAAACCCAGCCUGCUCCUUUCGACGUUUCUUGUCUACGCCUUCUUGAUCCGCUCCAACAGCAUCCUAAAGAAUAUCUUGCUAAUGACAGGUAGUAAUGUCACUCCUCUCCAGUUGUUGCUUUCGCGCAAAUCUCCUUUCUUGAAUACCUUAACAAAAAGCUCCCUUCUUCCACACUUUUGGCCACUUCUCAGUUUCCCAAAGCCUGUUGUAACAACUAGUCAGCCUACUUGCAGUGUUUUCCAUGUCAGCUCUCAACAAUUCCGGACACACCUUCUCUACUCUAGCCGCUUUCCCUGGCUUUGUCCUCUUCAACGCAUCCUUGACCUCUUAUUGUCGCCAUCUUCCUAAAUCCAUUUCCUCAAUCUCUUCCAAUUCUACUAUCUCAUCCUCUUCCACAGGAUUCGUUGGGUCAUCUCUGUUAAAUAUUUCACUAAAGUGCUCCACCCAUCUCUGCAGUCUUUCUCUUGUUUCAGUCCUAAGCACACCUUGUUUGUCCUUAACACCUAUUUCUUGUUCCCGCCUUUCUCCAGUUAUCGACGUAGUAAUGCUGUAUAGCUCCUUGCUCCUAUUAUUCUGAGUGGCCUUUUCCGCUGCUGCAGCCCUCUUCUCUAUAACCAAUUUCUCUUAUCCUCCCUUGACUCCGUUUCACUUCGUUGUUCUCCGCAUUAUACUUCUCCCUCCAUCUCUGUUUCAGUCGUUCCGAUCUUGCACCCUCCAGUUUCAAUUUGCCUCUUUCCUCUCCUUGAUCUUUUGUCAUGUUUUGCGUCCUAUCCAUGGCCUACUAAGUUUCUUUGACCUCCCCAAGACUUUCUUUGCUGCAUCUCUGUAUGUUGCCGAAAUCAUAUCGUGUUCUUCCUCCGGAUCAUUUAUGUCUCCUAAAGCUUCAAACCUAUUCCUCACCGCAAUGUUGUACCUCCUCCUCAUCUCUUCACUUUACAGUUUACUUACGUCAAACCUUUGCCUUACGUUCUUCCUCCCCUCAGCUCUUGCCAACUUAAGACGUAUCCUUGUUUUCACAAGGUAAUUGUCACUGUAUACGUCUGCUCCUCUCAUUACUAUGGUGUCUAAUAUAGAUGUUCUCAUCUUUCCAUUCACUAGAACAUGGUCCAUCUGGUGGCCUCCAGGUGAGCCUAUGGAUGUCUUUAUGAGGGAAGAUUGUUCAAGAUAUGAUUAACCCAUUUGCACUACAGACGUCGUUGAUAUAACCUCCCUCCAUUGUCAUUCAUAACACCAACGCCAAACUUCCCCAUAACCUCCUCUCUAUUGGUGUUGUUGUUGCCUACCUUAGCAUUCAAAUCUCCCAUCACCACAAUCAUAUAUUUUUUUUGUUGCAGCUUGAAACAGUGUCCUGCAGCUGGUUGUAAAAUUCAUCCUUUUCCUCAUCCAUCGCCUCAUUUGUUGGUGCAUAUGCUUGUACCACCAACAUUUUUUUGUACUUUGAGUAGAAUUGUGCUGUAAUAAUCCUUUUGCUAAUUGGCGUCCAUUCCAUCGAGACUCCUUUUGCCCAGCACUCAUCAUUAUGGCUACUCCUCCUUGUUGUACCUCAUCAUUUCCCACAUACACCACCUUCUCUCCACUCUUGCAGUGUUACUUGAUCCCGUCCCUUUCCACCUGGUCUCACUUAUCCCUAGCACUUCAAUCCCAUACUCUUUCAUCGCCUUAGCUACUUGCCUUGCCCGUGUUAUCUCAGCCAUGGUCCUCACGUUCCAGCAACCGAUGAUCGUCUGUCGCUUAGGGGCUACUAUGGGGUCUAUGGGCCUUUGGGCUUUCUGCAGGCUUUGACCCAAGAAUAAGGUGUAUCAGUUAAGUUCAACCAUUUCUGUUCGUUUUUCUGGUAUAAGCAUAUUAGACAUUUCCCAUUUAAUAACGAAGAAACUAGAAAAUCAAUUAGCGUCCUGCCAUUUGCUUUUUACAGCUGUUAUUAAAUUAACAUUGUUUUAGGCCACCUUGUCGGCUUCUAUGAUGUCAUAUGAUGUUCCAUCACUGUCCUUAAUGAAUCAACCAACAACAAACUUGGAGAAAAUUUGGUUCAUUACCAGUUUUGGAAUUCGAAGAUCGAGUUUAAGGUAACUAUAACCAUAUAGUAUAUUGCAUUUAUUGCACUUUUAAGUAGAAUCGAAAUGCGAAACUGUUUUUAUUUACUUAAAAUUCAAGUUAUAAGAAUUAUCAUGGCAAUAGAAGCUCAGGGAAAUAAGUCAGACUAAAUAAUUUUUAAUAUUACUGUCGUAUCGAUAAACCUUACAAAUAAAGUUUCAUAUAAUGCACUUGGAGAAAUGAUACGAAACAGGCUGGUCAAAAAAAAAAAACAGCCAAAAGUACAGUAGAACACAGUUAAUUGUUAAUUGCCUCGUACGUAUCGUGGUUUAUCCGUAUACUUAAAUGGCGUUCUCCCUUUUUUUGAUUGACAGGGAUGAAAUAUAUUGCCAAAUAUGCCGCCAGCUUAUUAACAACCUUUCCCAAACAAGUUAUUCAAGAGGGUGGAUCUUACUGGCUCUCUGUAUUGGUGUUUUUCCACCAUCAGACGAGGUGCGGUUAGGAUCAAGAGAGGAUAAAGGGGACAGAGAAGGCAUCCCCCAUACACACCCUAUUCCAUAGGUAAUUCGUCUCGAGUUAUUUUUAGAAUCGGGAUAAAGUUACCUCGCGCGCUGCGUGGAUGUUUCGUGGAGGUUUUGCAUGACUAAACGCUGCGCAAAACAUGUCGGGCAAAUGGCAAUGAAAGCGUAAAGAGAUCGAGAUCAUUCCUGAAUAUUGGCGCGAAAUGAGUCGGCGCUCACCUGGGAAAACUAGACUCUUUGAAAACCCGUGGAAUGAGUUUAACUCGAAGUAACCUCAGUGCUUUAAUAAAAUGAGAAAUUUCGCCGGUCUAUUGAAACCGGUCGUUUGUACCAUACUUAUUAGAGGAGACUGCUUAUGAAAAGCGGCAAACAUCAAUGAUAAAAACAACAGUGCUGCAGUCUAUGUUGGAAGUACCCUGAAAGUGCACAAUCCUUUGUUUUCUGUUGGCAAAUUGUUACGGAAUAAAUUAAUGAAACGUUUUUAUCUGUCAAUACAAUCAAAAUGAUAGGAAUUCUUUUGAACGUUGUGCACUUUCAGGUCCACAAAAACAUAUAACAAAGGAGCCCGACGGGUGUCAUAACCAUUCCACUCAAUCAACUAUGUUUGUACAAUAAAGCAAGUAGGACGCCAAGUGUUAUUUUUGUUGAAUAAUAAAAGACUAAUAAAAGAGUAAAUAUCAAACCAGAAAUUGCUCUCUUCGAACUGUAAAUUAUAAAUAAUCCUUAGAGAAUAUUCAGUGUGUUAAGGAUUUUCCUGCUGUACUGUUAGCUCUAUACAAGAGAGGAAGGGUGAUUCUUUUUUAAUUUCCAUUUCGCUGACACAGCUCUAGCAGAAAUCUCUCUUUAGUCGUUUUCGUGGACAAAACGAAUAGCAAUAUCGCUCUCCGCAUCUUCCGCCAUUUUGUUCUGCGUCAAUUCGUGAAGGGCGCGUGGCUCUGAGCGUGGGUCAUCCACGCGCAACACAUUCGCGCUAUGUGAUUGACUGUUUUCUAAUCCCCCUUGGGAUCUGUGGUCUAAAUCGAGACGAAUUACCUAUGGAAUAGGGUGUGUAUGGGGGAUGCCCUCUCUGUCUCCUUUAUCCUCUCUUGGUUAGAAUGUAAUAAUCGAUCAUUAGAGCACUCCUGUCACUUAAAAAAAAGUAAUGCCAUAAAACUGCUGAUCUUGGGCAGAUGAGAAAUUCUGUUCUCGAUUCUCUUAACUUGAAGGCCCAUUGGUAAAAAAAAUCACAACACCCUAAAUACCGUUUUCUAUGAGUUUUACUCAAGACCACUCAAGUUUCUCUGGUGUUUACGGCUUUUGUUUUAUUUUUAUAAUAAUUUAUUUGACUGAGAUCGUUUCAUAUCAAAAUUAUGUUGGUUUUAAGAAAAGAAAGAAAGGUAAUUUCAAGGCUAAAAUUAUUAAUUAAAGGCCUGUUCUCGCUAAUAAGAAUUUCUUUAAUUUUUAAUUUUUCGAGUAGUCUGUUGCUUCAUUUAUCCGCUCUUUUCCACUUGUACAUUUUGUGUAACCCGCUUAAGCCUCGUGAAAACGGGCGCAACAUUGUGGGCAAGAGGUAAUGAGCCUUUUCCACAUUUCAUGUUUAGUGUAAGAUCCUCAGUUAUUUAAUCCCUUCUCUAUAAUCGACUUCAAUCUGCAGUUGUUAAAUUACAUACGAAGCUUCUUGAAGCAGGGUCCCGGUGAUUUUGGGGAAUAUUGCUACAAAAUUCUUCAACGAACUCUCCAAAUCGAUUGCCGAAGGCAACCGCCUUCAGCAGUGGAACUUGAGGUAUGUCUCUCUAUAUUCAAUGACAAUUUUAUGAAAGAAAAAUAAAAGGCAAUGGGACUGGAUUCAUAAAUAACCCAUAAUUGUAAGUCAUAUCCUAAGGAUUCAAAGACCUUUUGUUUGUUUAUUUGUCUUUUUGUUGGGAAAAGCGCUGCGUAAAAUCAUGGGAUGAUUCCUCGAACAAAGUCAGUGUCAAAUAAGGGCAGUUGGAAGACUAAAUCCCUUAAAGAGGAAGCCAGUUAUUUAUCUAUUUUUUUGAGUGGCAUGAAAGAAAUUUUAUUUUUCGUGUUUUGAGUUUGAAAAUGCUAUAAUGUUAUUAUGUUUCGCCAGCCCCAUGUAAGGUAAUCUAAGACAGUCCGCUCCACGCUCUGAAUUCCAGAUUCCAGGUGCUAGAAUCCAGGAUUCGUUGUCAGCGGAACUUGGAUGCCGGAUUCCAAUCGUUAGCGGGAUUCUGAAUUCCGGAUUCGGGUCCACAACAAAUACAUUUCCCAAAUUCUACAUUCCAAAAGCAAAAAUUUCCCGGAUCAGUCCGGGAUCCGGAUUACUUUACUUUAUAGCUCCGCUAGAAAUAUUCUUGUGCUGUUAUCAUGAGAUACGUAUUUCUGUUUAAUAGUCAGUCAAUUGUUCAUCCUUUUUUAUUAUCAGGCGGUCAAAACUCAAUCCCAGCCCAUCAUACCAGUCACAUUUAUGGAUGGCUCAAUUAAGAAAUUUGAAGUAGAUCCUGCCACAACUUGUAAAGAACUUUGUAAGCUAGUUAAGAAAGAAAUUGGAAUGAAGAGUAUUUUUGGAUUUUCUAUCUACAUUGCAGCCUUGGAGCAAGUAAGUUUUUGCUAAUUUAAAAGUCUCAACAGGGUUGGCUUAGGCGGUAAAGCGAUGCACUGUAAACAAAUGUAAAUAGAGAAAAUCCAUGUUUACCAAAAGAAAUCCCUCAUUCACAACGACAGAGACUGAUGUGAUUGGAAAACACUGUAAAGCGCAUAGAGUGUUUCCACAAAGAAUAAGGGGCUGAGGCGACCUUUCUUUUUCCUACCAUGUGAAACAAUCUUCUGGCGAUGUGAUUCAGUAUCCAAGUGACAGGGUGAGCGAGUAGAACAAAAUCGAAAACUACGUCAUACGGGUCAUGCUGAAUCAAAAAAGCUAACUACAAGACAUGCCCACAAACAAUGUAGCGAUCGAGCAAGAUCGUUCACAAGACUGAUAUCCCUGCUUAAGUGAACUAAUUUACAAUAGGGGAAACAACACCGCUAUAUGUUUUAAUGGUGAAAAAAGAUCAACUGGGUUAAAAGUCUUAAAAGGUAAAAGUUUCUCUCGUACUGCUACCGGUGUCUAUUUCAGAACUGACAUUGAAAUAGGGUCCCAGUUCGUCUCCAGUAAGGGACAUUAAAUUGUACUUAAAUAUUACAUCUGCAAAUACAUUGACACUACUAGAAACAAAGUAGUCUUUGUUGUUGUUGUUGUUUUUUUUUUGUUUGUUUUUUUUUUUAGGACUCUAGAUUAAAUUUUGAAUUUAUAAUUUUCUCAAAAAAACAGGCAUGAAAGGCUAGUUUAUCGUUUGUCACACGUGUACACUAUUUUUUUACCCGUCGUGGUUUUUGACUUGUCGCUACUGGUCCUCAUCAGACGUAAGGUGUCAAUUAUCAAGGGGGAAUAUUAGUAUGUGUUUCCCUUGGAACUGGUCAGUUCAAAUGAUCACCACAAACCGCAUAAUAUCAAGCCAAGCUUUAAUAAUUAUUCCAUCUAAAGAAAUGCAUUAAUUAUCUAUAAUUCGCAAUCAGAACAAACACAAAUCGAGUCUUAAUAUUGUAGCUAAAUUCAGAAAACUUCGAUGUAAACUUACUUCUGUGGCUGGUCGUUAUAACAGUCUUACUUUACAGGUUAGCAGAUUCUUUAAACAUUUUUCAGGUAAGCGGAUUUAUAAACAGACUAUAAACUUCAUUCUCACUUCGAUUACUGAAAAAAAAUGGUUUGAGAAACAAUAACCUAAUGCUUUUAAAUCAAUGUAUAGAAUCAAUGUCAAUCAACGUUCUUAAACAUAAUCCCUUUAAACUUUAACUAAAUCAAUGCUCAUAGUCACGCAAUCAUUACGGUUUUUUGACGAAACGGUAUGGAUUGUUUGUUUCUGUGAAGAAAACGAUAAACAAGCCUAUCAUUCAUCUCACAUACUACGAUGAAAAAUAAGAGACAGUUUUAAAUGAAGUAGGCAUUUCGCUAAUUAAUGUCUUCAAAAUUUUCCUAAAAUGGAUAUCUUCUUUAAGGGCUGUUGCUGUGUUGCAGGUGGCUAACUGGGGCUGUGGUUCUGAAAGUGUACUCGAUGCCGCGUCUUUAGCCGAGCAGUACGCAAGGACAAAAGAUAGAGAUGAUCCCGACGUUUGGGGCUUUUACCUGCGUAAAGAUUUGUUUGAGCCUGUGAUUAAUCCAAACAACGAUAGGGUGGCCACAAAUUUGAUUUACCACCAGAUUAUCGGUGGGAUACUAACUGGAGAAUAUGUAUGCAGCCAGGUAAACUGGAUAAGACAAACAAAAAAUAAUUCCCUGAAUAUUAUUAUUGUUGUUGUUAUCAUCAUCAUUAUUAUGAAAAAAACACAUGCUGGAUAGGACAUUACCUUUUUGAACCUCAUUUUUCACUUUUCUUUUUCUUUUCUUUCUUUUUUGGUAGGAAGAAGAUCUGUUUGACAUAAUAGCUAAACGAUACUACAUCGAAAAUGGUCCCGAGAUGGAAGAAGACGUCCUACGAAAAUUGAUUAAAGAAUCUGUGCCACAGUUUGUCCUUGAUAGUAAAAAAGGGGAUGAGCUUUUUAACAACGUCAUAGAAUCAUUUUAUAAGGUGAGCUCUCAAAAAGAUCCUUGCAAUAUCUAUAUAAGAUAUGGAGGUGCGACCAGUCGUUCUCUAAUUACGUUUUAAUUUAUUGCUAUAACACCUUGCAUCUCUAGGAAAGUUAAACAAAACCCAACCUUUUUAAGUUGAAUUGGAUUUUUAAAACAUAAUUAUUAGUUGUAUUAUUAAUAAUACUACUAAUAAAUUUGUCCAUGCAAAUGAUCACUGUCUUUUCAGUGAGUAAUCGACUUUUUAAAAACUAUUUCAGGCACAUGAUUGAAAUGUAAUUAUGUUUUUUCUUCUUAUCCGUUUAAGGCUAUUUUUGACAAUGUACUCGUUUAUUUACCAAACAAGCAAAUAAAACUAGCAAAUGAAUCACUAUAAAUAAGUGGCAUAUAUUUUUCGCUUGUCGAAAAAAAGGAAUAACUGAAACUGAAUUCACCUCUGUAGAUUGUACCAAGAGCCAACUGAACAAAUUUUCGACAAAUAAAAACCUUGGAUACUUCAAAAAUUAAAGAAAGUUUUUGGCGGGUAAUCGUCUGAUUCAUCCCACCUCAUCAGCUUAGAGGCAGUUAACGGGUGUAUAUUUUGUUCGAAAUUCCAGGCAAUGGCUGAGAAGACUUAUUUUUUUGUCAAAAAGAUCCCUGCCCGUGUUGUUUUUGUUGCGGUCAUGGCCAUAUGGAUGACCGCCGCGUUCCUCUCUAGGAAAAUUCUGUGAAUAAAUAAAUAAAUAAUAAUAAUAAUAAUUUAAUAAUAAGAUGAGGAAAAGACACUCAAGUAUGGGCCCAUGAUGUGGGAGCUGAAGCAGAGAUACAUUGGUUACAGGGAUGAACAGUACAACGUAAUAAUUGACGUGUGGGUGGUUACUCUAAACACCUAGAGAAGUCGGUGAGGAAGCUACUUGGAGCGAGAGCACGGAGCGUACUUGAGCGGAUGCAGAAGUCGGUCAUCUCAGACACUUUAAACAUAGCCAGAACAUUUAAGAUAAAUCCUUAGUUAGGGCGCUAAGGACUCCAGUUUUUAGGGGUUUUUUUUCUCUAGAAAUCUGGAAACACAAGUUUCCUGAUGUUUUCACCUAAAUUUUUUAGAGUAUUAGAGUUUGAUAUUAUUCUAAAUAUGCUUUUAGUAGAGAUAACCACAUUAUGAUGGCCUCGUUUAGGUAUAUAAGAGAUAAUGAAAGUAUAAAAACUGACUAAUUUUCUAAAUAGGCUUCUGUCUUUGCGUAGGUUUUACAGAGUAUAAGAAUUUAAUAAUAUUCUAAAUUGGCUUUUUAAGUAGAGAGAUUCAUAUCAUUAUGUAUAUUAGGAUCGUAUUAGGGUUUCGUACUGACCUUUUUUUACUUCCAAGUAUACUCUGCUUCUCAAGUGUUGUAGGUUACGUUAUACGCCCUAUACUACUCAUAAUGUGGACAACAUUCCAAAGUUUUAUACUGCGACAUAAUAAUAAUAAAAUCAACCAGAGCGUAAGAGCCAGCGUCACUCUUAAGAAAAAGGUAAUGAAUGAAAUACCGAAAAUUCCUUUUUGUUUUGGUUAUAACUUUCCAAUAUAAUGCGUUCUCUAAUGUACAAUGAAAGUGUUCGAUAGCAGCCAUAAUUUUCUUUAAUUUUACAUGAAACCCCUAGCGCUGACGUUAGAAAUCAAGGCAUUCAUCCAUUAUUCAUUCGAAUACUGUGACUGUUGGACUGGGUUAUACCUUAAGUACAGUCGACUUCGGAUAACUCGAACCCCCGCUAACUCGAACCUCACGCUAACUGGAACCAAAAUCGAUUUCCUCUGGAUUUCCAUCAUACAGUUACUGUAAUUUUACCCUCGGUAACUCGAACCCUCGAUAACUCGAACCCCCGCUAACUCGAACCAAUUUUAGUUUCCCCUCAGGUCACUUUCUUUAAUAAUUUUACCCUCGAUAAAUCGAACAAAGUUUUGAGCCCUUAAAAAGUCGGGAAAAAAGCCGUCUACUGGCGUCCGAAACAUUGAAUUUUGGAUUUCCUAUUGACGUGUUGUAGGAGUAUAGUUUACUAGGGGAGGUAGAUGUUGAUUGUCACAGGUUAACGUGAAGCAACUUUACUUCUCAAAACAGUGAAACGCAUGCUCUAUUUAGGCCAUGUUUUGUUACGUUACGUUCUGAUUUAUAAUCUAGAAGUAUCUUUUAAUUUUCACUUGACAUUUCUACAAUUAAAUGUGAUUAAAAUGUCCACUGUACAGUAAAAACUGUUUUUUACCUUACUAUCGGCUAUUUUCUUCGAACUCCCGAUAACUCGAACUUUUUUCGAUUUCCCUUGAACGUUCGAGUUAUCGGGAGUCGACUGUAACAUUUCUCUUGUGCCCUUUUAAGUGCAGAAUAGACAUGUAGACAACUUAGGAACCUGUCCUUAAUUACUUUUGUAGCUCAGUUUCUAAAGCUCGUGCAACACUGUGAUCCCCAGUAACACGGAACAUUAAACUUCUCAAAUAUAUAUUCUUCCUUUUCUAUAGAGUCCACGCGUGAACGAAAGAGCUGAUGAAGAAUUCGUCAAACACGACAUUGUGAUAUACGCAGCAACCAGCUGGUUUAAUGAAUUCUCAAGAAUGUUUGAUGGUUUUGUGUCAUCGGGGCCAAAGCUUCCUAAAAUCGCCGUUAAUCUUGCUAUCAAUUCAAGUGGACUUCUUGUUCUACCGAAGGAGGAUAUUAAAGCUCCACCUGUUCUUGGCCUCGACUUUUCUCAGAUAAACAAAGUUGAGAGUGUGAGGUAUGUUUUAUUCGAGUGAUAAUUCUGAAUAUUUUUUAGUCUUCCUAUAUAUUUCACUUAACGCAACAAAGCAAACUAAGAGUGCAACAUUUAUGGUGUAAACGUUCUCAUGAAUCCGAUGGUUAAAGCUUUUUAAGGUCCGGUAGGGUAAUUACAGCCCCUUUUCUGCUUGAUGGCUGGUGCAACAGUUACAUAUCGUUCUAUGCUUCUACUGAUUUCUCUUAGCAGUUAAUAGACACUCUAAUACUGUCGUGCAAUAAUCACUCAGAGAAAUUUAGGAACUGACCCCGCCAGGCUAGAUCAGUAGGAUAAGUUGUUCUACUUACUGCUUUUGCAAGUAAAAUUUUAAUGCAGCUUUUGUUGUUUUCAAGAGCUUUACCUCAAAGUAAAUUCAUCUACCCUUUUGUAGGAAAGGAAUGUAUCUGGAUCCUGUUUUGGCUGUGACGACAAACCGUUCCGUGUAUUCUUUCAGAAGUCAACAAGCGGACACCAUAACUGAUCUUCUUAACCAUUUGAGGACUCUCGAUAGCAAU
Molecule: messenger RNA, 12426 nt
Organism: Porites evermanni
Lineage: Eukaryota; Metazoa; Cnidaria; Anthozoa; Scleractinia; Poritidae
Source: the annotation of a GenBank genome assembly